AUGGCCGACACAAUUCACAUCCCAAUCGCCCAGUACUUCCAAUUGGUUGACCCCCCAAAACUAGACCUCCCGCCAGACAAUGUUCUUAUCCGCCCCGAGGUUCAGGCCGCAUUAUACAAGCACAUGUUCGAUGAAUCUUUAACCACACUACCACCAGCGACAUAUCGGGCCCGCGUUUUGAAAUUGAUCAUUGCGCGCAUUGAAGGCGCGAUCACAGAUCCUGAGGAAGAUGAAAUCCUUGACGACCUAAUGGAAGCUUGGGGGAAUCUCCUCGCUCAACCAAAACCCAGUGCGCUGGAGAUCGCAAAAGAACUAUCCCAUGUCAAAUACACCGCUCCGCUCCAACAGUCCUCCCCUUCAGACCGGACAGUUAUAACCGUCGAAUCGCGCGGCUUGAUCCUUGCGGGCGGAACAACUGGGAACAGGACAUGGGAAGCUGCGCUGCAUCUAGGUUCAUUCCUCGCGUCCCCGGCCGGUCAAGAGAUCGUGCAGGGAAAAAGGGUUAUUGAGCUCGGCGCUGGGACGGGAUUCCUGUCGCUAUUAUGUGCGCGACAUCUUGGUGUCAAGGGCGUUGUUGCGACGGACCGGGAACCCUUUUUGAUUGACAAUAUGCGGGAAUGUGUGCAAUUGAAUUCUGAUGCUGUGGGUAAGGCGCUUCCUAUGUACCCUGCUAUUUGGGAUUGGGGGACGCCUUUAAUAGACACGGAGGAGAUGGGGGAGAUUGUUGAGGGGGGUCAGCCGAGGUUUGAUGUUGCUCUCGGUGCGGAUUUGACCUACGAUGUGGAUAUCAUCCCACUACUUUUAUCGACCGCAAAGGAUCUCUUUGAGAAUUACAAUGUCAAGCAAUUUAUUAUUGCGGCGACUUUGCGGAAUGAGACUACGUUCCAGGCUUUCUUGACUGAGUGUAACUCAUUUGGUUUCAAUGCUGAAUGCCUGCCAUUCGUUUCUACACCGGCCGAUCGACAGACUGGCUUCUUCCACGCUACUGACAUCCCGAUUCGAACAUACAUUAUUUCACCGGUAUAG
Messenger RNA from Penicillium longicatenatum, 1026 nucleotides. RefSeq names its product protein-lysine N-methyltransferase. The record is from RefSeq and is a predicted model, not a curated record. The transcript is spliced from 4 exons. NCBI's taxonomy places the organism in Eukaryota, Fungi, Ascomycota, Eurotiomycetes, Eurotiales, Aspergillaceae. Bases 1 to 1026 code for a protein of 341 amino acids.